Messenger RNA from Monomorium pharaonis (pharaoh ant), 5532 nucleotides. RefSeq names its product anoctamin-8 (gene wwk). Gene Ontology annotation, cellular component: plasma membrane. The transcript has 16 exons. The record is from RefSeq and is a predicted model, not a curated record. The coding region runs from base 75 to 3623 and encodes 1182 amino acids. Gene Ontology annotation, molecular function: chloride channel activity. Lineage: Eukaryota; Metazoa; Arthropoda; Insecta; Hymenoptera; Formicidae. Gene Ontology annotation, biological process: chloride transmembrane transport.
AGAGGAGUCACAGUUCAGUUGAGGCGCAAGGGUCCUCCGGCUAAGGACUACGGUCCCUGGCAGUCCGGGACAUUAUGCCAGGCGGCGAGGGGUCCCCGAUCAAUCUCCUCGACCACCACCACCAUCAUCAUCGCGCGUCGACCGCCGCCACCACGUCCACGUCCACGGCGGACGAGUGCGCGAACGGCGACGAUGUCAGAGCCGCGUCAUCGACGACGAGCACCGGCGCGACCUUCACCAGCGCGAUGACGAGCGCCCUAGCGGGCGACGGUCUCCGUCGCAGAAAGGUCAUACACGCGGCCCGCGAGACCCUCGAUAAGGCAUCCCGUCUUUUGAGACGAAAAAUACCAUGUACAGGCCAUUUAAUGACCCCCCGCCGCCUAUGGAUACAAAAGGUUCCUACUCAGGAAUGCGAUGUAGUCAUGAUGUUCCCCAACGGGGCGAACGACGAGACUUUGAUGUGGCUUCUAGGUCGGCUUCGGGCUGGAACCCCGGGGCUAAUAGUUCACGUGCGACAUCAUGCUUCGUCGGACAGUUACGGGUUUUACAUUACGGCACCAUUUAGCGUUCUGCUCAAGGCCGCCGAGGAGGUGCAUCUUCCGAAGACCCUGAGACAGGAAUUCGGCGGUGGAUUCAAGGAAUUCGUCGGCUCCGAGGCCAACUGCUUCGAAGGCAGCGACGACGAGAUCCGAUUUUUCACUACCCAGGAAAAGCAGUCUCUAGUGCUGCAUCUACUUCACACCGUAAGGGCCGGUCCUCACGAUCUCAAUAGUAUAUCCGGUCUUAAAGUGGUGGAAGGUCAAGCGAUUAUCCCAAAGUGCAUUUCAUCCGGUAUUAUUUCUCAGGUCUUCCCUCUUCACGAAUUACCCGCGUUAGAGAAACUGCAACGAAACUGGGUCCGCGCGUUCCUCAGUUCCCAACCGUUGGACGAUAUUUGUAAAUACUUCGGGGUGAAAAUCACCAUGUACUUCGCCUGGCUCGGCCACUACACCACCGCUUUGAUCGUUCCAGCUGCAGUGGGUGUCAUAUACUGGGUCGGCAUCAUCGGCAGGAACCAAGCGGUGGAGGACGUGGCGUACGUUCUGUUUUCGGUGUUCAACGUGAUAUGGGCUACCGUGUACCUGGAGACGUGGAAAAGGAGGGGCGCGGAAUUGGCGUACAGGUGGGGCACUUUGGAUCAGAGGGACGACUUAUUGGUUGAGCCUAGACCUCUGUUUACAGGAACUCUGGAGAUUUCACCGGUGACGGGUAGGCUGGAACCGACGUAUCCCAGGUGGCGAAGAAAUAUAUUCCGAUAUUUCGUGAGCGUGCCUAUCAUCGCAAUCUGUUUACUCUUCGUCUUCAUUGUUAUGAUUCUGAGUUUUCAAAUACAGGAUUGGUGGGACGCACAUCUUGAAUCUGGUGGCUAUGGAUUCUGGCUUAGUUACGUGCCAAAAGUGCUACUCGCGGUAGUGAUUGCAUUGAUGGAUGAAGCGUACUUCAAGGUUGCGGUGUGGUUAAACGAUUUGGAAAACUAUCGACUAGACACCGAGUACGAGAAUCAUCUGAUCUACAAAGUGGCACUGUUUCAGUUUGUAAACUCCUUCCUAUCGCUGUUUUACAUCGCCUUCUAUCUUCAAGAUCAAGAGAGACUCAAGGAGCAAUUGGCCGCCCUACUCAUAGCCCGCCAGGUGAUCGGCAAUCUGAAGGAAUCCGCGGUGCCGUAUCUGAUCGAGCAACUACGGCUGGCGCGACUGAGCUUCGAGCUGUUCGGUGCCCUGAGUCCCAGCGAGGCGAGGCUACCCCCGGGCCAGGAGGCCGGCGAGGAGGUACAGGCCGGUAAGGACACCGAUGAGAAGGACGAACGGCCCCCUGACACCGGCAAGUCGAAGCAACCGCGAAACGUCAGCCAGGCAGAAUUGGAGAGUUCCCUCUACAGAGUAGGGCAUCCCACUAAUUCUCUACUUAGUGACGUUACGUUCAAGUAUGAUGGAGCGUUUUCAGAGCACCUGGAAAUGUUAUCACAACUGGGAUACGUCUGCCUCUUCUCUUCCGCGUUUCCGUUAGCCGCGAUGGCCGCUUUACUUGGGAAUUUGCUCGAAUUACGCGGUGACGCGUUCAAAUUGUGUUUUGUGCUUCAACGACCUUUCGGGCGUAGGGUCUCAAAUAUCGGCACAUGGCAAAACGCUAUGGAGGCAAUGGGCUUGGUCGCUAUUCUGGUAAACUGCGCCCUAAUUGGACUGAGUGGGCAGGUACAACGAAUGUUUCCGGAAAUGUCAGCAACACAGACGAUUCUGUUAAUAGUAGCAUUGGAGCACAUAAUGUUUGCGAUUCGAUUCGUCAUUAUUUGCGCAAUUCCCGAUAUACCUCACUGGGUCGCCACCGAGAUGGCUAAAGUGGAAUUCUUAAGGCGCGAAGCAGUCCGAAGGCUAUCCUCGACUCCAUCACCGGAACAACAGCCAACUACAGUGAUAGGGAGAUUCGUGGUGAGUACAGCAGACGGAGAGACUGAAGAGCAGUUGCUUUCCGAGCGCGCCAGUUAUGCGGCCAUGUCCAGUCAUGUGGACACCCCGACCCUGGCUUCGACCACUGCUCACACGCCAAGCGGUCCGACCACGCCGAACGCCGCAGCGGUGCCGAGGAUAUCGGAAACGCCACCUAUGGCCGGGACCCCCGCCAGCGGUGGUAGCAGCAGCGAGACCAGCCCAUUCCUACCUGAAAACAAUUCCAACGUCAGCCGGGACAUUCGUAAUACGCCGAGAUGUUCUAUACCUGGAGGCGAACGAGGAAGACGCUCGAGGGAGUGGUUGAGCAACGAACCGGAGGCAUCCGGUACCAACGAUCAAUAUGGCCAUCAUCUGACCAUCGGACCACACGGCGGCGUUGAUUGGGUGCGUCGAUUGGGUUUGGAGCCAGGUGGACGAAAAUCGAGCGACUCCGAAAUUACCGGUGCCGCCGCGGUGAGCGGACGGGAGCGGGAGGAAGAAUUAACUUUGCACAGGUCGACCGACUGCAUCGUCUCUAAAGAACUCGCUUCUUCCUCCGACAGCGAUCUUCUCAGAUCGGCACCGCCGUGGAUGACGGCUCACAGGAACCAGAAGUUUCGUUUCUCGCCCGAAAAAGAAAAGGAACGCGAGAAAGUGGAAAAGCAGCAAUAUCACCAGCAACAGCAGCAGCAGCAACAGCAGCAGCAGCAGCAGCAGCCGUAUCAACAUUUUCACCGCGAAACGCAUGAGUUUCGCGAACGCGAGCGCGUGCGUGAGCGCGAGCAUGAGCGUGAACGUGAGCGUGAACGACAGUCCUAUCUUGGCGAAAAGGAGAAGGACUCGAGCGGCCUGUCGGACUCCAGCAAGACGAUCUCGAGUCAAGAGGAGGAUAAACCAUCUAAGGAGGAGCGGGAGGCGAAGAAGACGCGCGUCAAGCAAAGCCUGAUGAAACGGGCACGCUCGGUGGCGAUCUUCUCGCUAAAAUUAAAGGAACGUCGCGCACGGGAGGCCGAGCUUAAGGCCAAGGAGGCGGAAAGGGAGGCCAGGUGGCAACAGCCGCAGUCGUGCGUCGGCGGCGAGCUCUCGUGCAUCCCCAUAGAAAAGCUUAUCUCUGUGGACGACAUCGCGGCCAUGGAGAUGCGCCGGCCGAAUCAUUAGCCGCUUGACGACUCGUCCUUUCGUCGUCACACUUUCGUUUCCACUGCUACGUAGAGAAAGAGAGAGAGAACCGUUCGCGUACCGUCACACGCGGGUAUUUUGCGUAACCGACGACGGUGAGAUCGAGUUCUCGCGCGCGCGUAUCACGACGAAUUGCGCGACGGAGAGAGAAACAGAUCCCGGCCCUCGUGCAGGUGCGCGUUACCGGACGACAGAAAAAGGCGCACAAUUUUUCCGAGAAUCAUCGCAAACACAAGGAUCCUGUAGAUGACAUUCCGUAGAGAUUACUGCCCCGAUAUCCGCUACCUAGAUCGCGAUGAUUCGGUUCCGGAACGGCCACGCGUGACACGCUUUCGAAGGAGGACUGAAAAUCCUCAAACACAAGUUUGCGCGGUUUUGAACAAUAUCGCUGAUAAUAACAUGAAAGAUGACCGCGUCGCUUUUUUUUUAAGAAGGGAAAUGUAAAAACAAAAAUUUCACUAAUUUGCAAUGGAACGAUCUCACAGAACGGGAGAUUGCAGAAUAAUAAUUCUCGAAAAACAGAAAGACACCAAAUAAAUUAUGCGAUAAUUUUAAUUGUACUAUAUCGAUUUUAAGAAUUUCUGAGCUCUAAUUUUUUUGUCAAAAUGUAUUAUAGAUGAUUUAUUAUAGAAUAUUCUAAAUAUAAUCAGAACACGUGUACAUUGCCGAAUGAAAUUAAUCCAUGUAAAAUUCUUGUAUCAUAUUUUUUUCGAGAUGUACUUUAAUACCCGCUGUUCCGAAACCGAACGUAUCUAUUUCGAUGAUUUUAAUUUCACUUCGAUUCGAUGCUCUGCUGAAAAUGACACAUACUUUACACAUAGCUUAGGUCGUUCGACAUUGUAGAUCGUUGAGGUCCAUUCCGUUCGUACUGUCAGUAUUCUACGCCGAAAUUAGAUUUAUUCUCGGCUGUGCUCCGUAACGAAAGCGCGUGUAACGAAGUCCCGAUGGAGGCGCAGUCGCACGCGACGAUCCAAUCCGGUCGCGGAAGAAAGGCAUGACCGGAAACCUGAUAAUAUAGAUACGGGUCCUCUCGGAGAACAACGUGUAAAGUAUUCCGGUUACACUCCCGCUGAAUACAGCGAGUCGCCAAGUCGGCGCGAAACUCAACGAAAAAAAAAAAAACUUGGAGGAGGAAAAACUUUGUUGUUGUUGCGGUAAUAAAUUGUUAAUUAAUCUAUAAAACUUUAGGCAUUAAUGGAUUAAACGAACUUUUUGCUAAAUAGAUCUCUACGAAGGCAUAUCACAUAUUGUCGAGACCAUCCGCGUCGUCAGCGUCGCCUCUCAAAAGUAUCGUCCCUCCCAAGAUCGGACGCGCGCGUGGAUGCAGGAUGAGUUCGCGGCCACGUGAAACUCGCCGGUGGCGAUGAGAUAUAGAGUCAAAGACCAUGGUACACACGCGAGGCUCUUCGUCCAGACACGAAUUAAAAGAAUCUAAAAGGAUCUCGUUUUUUGUAUAUAGUGAAAAAAAAAUGUUACGCAUUGUAAAAUCGGUUUCCAUGGCCUAGCCUCAUGUCCCCGUCCGCGGCUUUAGUGCAGAGUUAUUGAGUAUUACUAACACAUACAUACAUACAUACAUACAUACACAUAUUACAUACAGAAACAACACAGAUACAUACGACAUUUCAUUACAUUUACUGAUAUUGUUAGCUUAGUAUUUAUUAACCAUUAGAUGCAUCCACAUUGAGCACUGUUGAGCAAACCGAUAAUUGCGUUGUAUGUAGCGUACCCUUCGGAAAUUUGCGAGACACAAGUGCAUUAGAUGCAAAAUUGAUAGAUUAGCCGCUUUUCGUAAAGGCAGGUCGGAGUAAAUUCAGCCGAAAGCAUCUGUGUUUGUUAGAUGUUUUGUAUAAAAACAAGAGAACUGAGCCAAUAAAAAUAUUCUACAAAA